AUGUCGGACGUCGUUGGUUCCGAGCUGGCCCGGCACUACGCCAAUCUGGCUGACGUGGCCGCCAGUCCGGCCAACAAGUACGGCCUCGCCCACGGCUACGCCAUCAUGCCCGACCCCAAUGACCCGUACGGGUGGCAGGCCUUUGAGGAAGAGAGGGCGCGGCAAAAGUGUCUUGCCGGCCUGGCCCAGCACCCGUCGCAGUGCACCUCCACAACGGCCGCGACGACAACGUCGACGUGCGGGGACAGCGACGGUGACGACGAGGAUGACAGCGAGAGCAGUGAGGACAGUCACAGCGGCGACGACGACGACGACGAUAACGACGACAAUGACAGUCAUGAGUGCAUAUGUAAAUGCGAAACAAAGACGAAGGAAAAGUGCAGCGGCGCAUGGUGCAAGCGUCAGUCGCUGAGCUUUCAGCGGUCGAAGCCGCACUGGUGCGACGGCAAGAAAUGGGGCGGCAAGAUCUGGGGGCUGAGCCGUACGCCGGGAGAUAGACGUGUGUCCAACUGGCUCCUGUACUUUGAUCCCAAGGUCAGCAAGUCCGAGAUCCAGGCCAUCUGCCGGCGACGCUGUCCACCGGAGCCGCGCCGCCGCCGUGGGCACCGAGGUCAUCAUCGUCGACGACGUGGCCAGUGUCGUCAUGGUCGCAGUCACUGCUGUGUAAAGACGAAGAUUGUCGUCUGCGGUGCCUGUCAGGGCAUCGGCUGCGUGUACUGCCAGAACGGUGGAGUGCUCGUGCCCAUCGACUAUGACUGCACAGGCGACGUAGGGUACGGAGCAGGGUACGGGACAGGGUACGGGACGGGCUACAUUGGCGACUACACUGGCUCUGGGGGCCAUGGCUAUUAUGGGGCUGGUGGUCUUCCUGGUAUGCCGCCGCAUCGUGGCUACGCAGGUCACCCUGCCGGCAAUUUAGAGCACUGGCGUGUGCACUCGGACAAGGACAGUAAGAAAAAGGAAAAGGAAAAGGAAAAGGACAAGGAUACGGACAAAGACGGAAGCAAAACGGGAAGCAAAAAGGGAAGCAAAGCUGGGAGCAAAGAUGGCACCGAUGCAAAGGGAAAUACCAUGGCUGAGCUCGCUGGCCGAAUGCAGACCAUGAAGCGCAACGAAAAGGGAUUUUGGGGCGGCGACUGGGAGAAGGCAGCCGACGGCUUGUUGGGCAUUACCGAGAGGGACCUGCGGGUGUUGGAGAAGGGCUACCAGCCCAAGGACAAGGACGGAAAAUGUGCCGGAGACGACGCAGCCAAGUGGCUGUGGGGACGGUUUGGCAAUGUGGGAGGGCUAGAAGGAGGAGGAGGAGGAGGGGGGGGCGGUGGCGCCAAAGGCGGUGGUGUGUUUUACGGCCGCGGGUACAGAGGCGGUGGCAGCAAGUAUACUGGAGGCGGCGGCGGAGGCGGAGGUGGAGGUGGAGGUGGAGGUGGAGAAGGCGGGACUCUCGGACAAGGCGGUGCCGAAGGAGGCAGCCGCAAGGCCAGGAGUGUCAACGGAAGCGGAAAUGGCCGUGCUGAUGAAGAAAGUACCUCGGCAACUGGACAGAGAGACAGCGGAGGCGACGGGCCUAGCAAUGUUUCUGCAAGAGACACUCGCAGUACCAGCCGCCAAGAUAGCCAGGGAAGCAGACAGAGCAAGGGAAAAGAAAAGGAGACGGCUGGCAUUGGUGACGGGGACCUGGACGCUGCUGUGGCAAGCGCCAGUGCAAGCCACGACCCACCGAGUCGUCACUCACCGCGCCAGCACGCAUCCGGCCAGCAUACCACCCCUCCCCAGGCCAAGGGCGCAACCGCCAACGACGAAGAACGCCAGUCUCGCUUCGAACGUCUGCGCCAGCGCCUCGACGAUGCCGGCCGGCUCCGCACGGGGUCGUGGGAGCGGGUCUCGCCGGCCGUGCAGCACGAGCGCGAGUGGCAGCGGCAGCAGGCGAUGAAGGAGGAGUGGCAAAAGAUACAGGCCGAAGAGCGUCGUUCCGGCCGCAGGGGUCGUGAGGAAGCCAACGGUAGCAGUACCGGCGGCGGCAACAGCCCCUUGCUGUGCGUCGAAGAAGACGACCACGAGCGGGUCAUCCUGAACCAGCUGCUUAUGUCGGACGAGGGCAGCUCACGCCGCAACCACAGCCCCCCGUCGCCGGCCGAGUUCGUGACGCGCGUCGACGGUGCACAGUACCCAUUGCAUCCGGAGCAUCUGGCAACGCUUGCUCGGCAUCGAGGCGUCUCGGACACUGUGUCGUAUGUCAGUCUCGCCAGCACUGCCUCGGCGCCAGCACCAACGCGCUCACCUCCGGCUCAGAGCAUGUACGGCGCACACUCAACCAGCGGCGACACGGGCUAUGAGACGGGCCACGACACAGGCGAAGCCGGCCCGACCGGCGACGCGAAUGCAAGCGUCUUUGCCGGCCGAUUCAGCGAUCCAGGAUAUGGCUCUCUGUAUGACAUUCCAGGAUAUGUCGACUAUGCUGGAUACCCCAACUCUUCUGGCUAUGCAGGAUGGGGGCCCGAGUGCGCCGACAACGCGGCCUGGGGUGGAGUGUCGUCGUCGUCGACGACGUUGCAGCCGUCGAGUGGGCGGACGAGCAGCAAGAAGAGCAUGUCCGACGGGACGAGAGAGGUGAAGAGAGGAGGAAAAGAAAAGGGGAGAACUCAAAAGGGGUCGAAAGGGGGUGAGGAUAAAGACGAUGCUAAAAAGGGAAGGAAGAAGGUCAAGGGAAAGGGGAAGGCGAACAGUAGGAAGGAGCCGACAAGCGCGAAGGACAGGAAAAGGAAGGAGAAAGAAAAGACAGAGAAGAAGAAGAAGAACGACGGAAAGAGCGAGUCGCCGUCAUCGUGGACGACAUGUUCAUCGUCACGUGGUUCGAAUUCCCAUUAG
Molecule: messenger RNA, 2865 nt
Organism: Sporothrix schenckii 1099-18
Lineage: Eukaryota; Fungi; Ascomycota; Sordariomycetes; Ophiostomatales; Ophiostomataceae
Exons: 2
Coding region: 1-2865 (954 amino acids)
Source: RefSeq, a predicted model, not a curated record